This is a messenger RNA of Lineus longissimus, 3186 nucleotides long. Its product is annotated as zinc finger protein 540-like. The coding region runs from base 175 to 1647 and encodes 490 amino acids. Gene Ontology annotation, cellular component: nucleus. Lineage: Eukaryota; Metazoa; Nemertea; Pilidiophora; Heteronemertea; Lineidae. The transcript has 5 exons. Gene Ontology annotation, biological process: regulation of gene expression. The record is from RefSeq and is a predicted model, not a curated record.
AAAUCGCUGGAAAACCCAAAGCGAAUUGUUGUCGAAGGUGAUCCGCGAAGUUAUUUGUUCAAAUGGCAGGAAAUUCAAACAUUUAUCAAGCUAAGCCCAUGUCAGGAUGUCACAUGAAGAUACUGAGAUACCAGUGACCUAACUGAAUUAAAAAUUAAUUGGUACUGGCAUGGAAUGGUAGUGUCACUGUCCGAAGGCGCCUCAAUUCUUGACAGGGUGGACAAGACAAGCAAGAUGAUGGAAACAGACAUUGCUUCGGAAGAAUUGGUCAAACAGUUCCUUCUGCCUCAAUCAAUCUUACCCCCUUGUGUUGGAGAUGUUUUUGGUGCUAGUCCAACUCAAGAUUCGGUGGAAAAUCUGUCAGACUCUAUGCACCAGGCAACUUCAAGCAGUCUAGAUGGAAUACACGACGUUGAUACACUUGAAUCACCAGUGACGUGCACCCCAGAGUCUGACAUUCUUGAUAUUGCUACGACCCAGGUUGGUCUUGAAAGUCCUGUGGGAUUAACUGAUACGAUCGUUAAUCACCAGGCAGUGGACCAAACAUGUAUAACAAAUACUGGGAUUAAUUUAAAUCAGCCAAUUUUAAUUUUGAACAAUCAGCUCCCCACAGCAUGGGGUGGAACUAGUCUUCUCACUUCUGAGGGAGGGUUGUAUAUAGUUGUUGAUAAAGGAGCACAACAGACGAUCACAUUACCUAUUGCUGGGACGGCCACACAAAUCAACACUACCCAGGCCGGUACUGUACAGAAUCUACUUAUCAACUCCACAGCAUUUAAUAUUAUUCCUGAGGUCACUGAAUCCACAGAAGUUGUAGGUGAAGACUUAGAUCUCCGAGAUGAAGACAAAGAUGAAGAUGAACCAACACAGCCAUUUGAUUAUUCAAUAUUUCUCAAUAAACUUCCUCCAAAGAUUGAAAUCCCAGCCACACAAGCUGGGGACAAUUCCUCAAUUCUUUUCCAAGUCAUGGGCGAUGAUGGCGAAGUGCAGAAUGUUAAUAUUGAUCCGGUGGAAAUGGAAAAUAGUGAAGAAAAAACUGUCCCACCUGCUGUUGUGAGUGAUCCGGUGAAAAGUCCUAGUUCAGAGAAUCAGAUCUUUAAGUGUGACUUGUGUACAGCAACAUUCAAUAGGAAGGGCAACUUCACCAGACAUCGACUAGUACACACUGUCAACUCCAAAGAAGCAUUCCGGUACCAGUGUGACAAAUGUUCACGGCAAUUCCUGCAGAAAUGUGAUUUGACUCGUCAUAUGCAUAUCCACAAUAGGACAGAGCCACACCGGUGCAGCGUAUGUGAUAAAGGUUACAUUCGAAUGAAAGACUUGCUGGUUCACAUGAAGUUCCACAGCCGAGAUAAGAACCUUCAAUGCCCACACUGUGACAAGAACUUCUACCAAAGUGGUGACUUAAAACGGCAUGUGCGCUGUGUACACGAAAAGUCAAAGGGAUUAACGUGUGGACAUUGCCAGAAGAAGUACGCAAAGGAGUCGACGCUGAUACGCCACAUGCAGACUCAUCAUCGUGAUAUCAUCUUACAAUCCCUCGAUCAAAUCUCGGGAAAGAAAGGCGACGCUGAACAAGAGACUGGCAUUAGUAGCAGUACAUGUACUGGUGGCAAUGCUUCUGUUCCGGAAUUGAGUGACAUUUGAUGGGAUCCACCAAUCAGCCCAGUCAGGGAAGCUUAGGAUUUAGUGUUGCCAGAUCCUUAUUUUGAGAAAAAUUUUCAUGCAGUGUCCUGCUAAAACCACAAGCGUAUUUGAAAAUAUGGGCCAUUUUUGGCAUUACACAUCUCCUGGAUCCAAACCCUGCUUGUGGGCUGGCACUGCUGAUUAGAUUGCCAAAGAGAUAGCCAGUGAAGCAAGGUUGACAAUGUAAAGAUCAAGAAUUGCUGAAGACCAGUGUUAAGAGGUCUUUAUUCAUUCUUUUAAACAUGUAUAAUAAAAUCAUGUUGAAAUCUAAUAAUGUUUAGUGGCUCUGGACAUGAAAGAGCAGACAAGUUGAAACUCAUUGAUUUCUGGUGUUUUGUUUGUAUGCAAAACAAUGGGUUGUGUCUAUAAGAAACAUUGCGAGCUUCAAAAAGAGAAGAUAUGCCAAGUCUAUAUUACCACUCAAAAUGGUAUGAAAUCAGUAUCAAAGUGCUACCAAGAAAAGACUAUUCAUUUAUUUUUGUUGGUACAAUGUAGGUCUUCUUAAAGUUACUUUCUCACUUCCAACUUUAAAUACAUUUCCAAUCAAGUAAGUUCCGGGGACAGUGGCUGAUAUUUUUGCUGUUCUCUGCUACAUGUAUGUGUCUUGUUUCCAUGUGGACAAAACAGGAUUAAAAUUGGAUCAUGUCUUAUAAUCUAUUUAGAAUGUUGGUGUAUGUUUAGGCAAGAUUAAAUGUUUGGGAGGCUAAUUCUUCUGCCAGUUAACUCGGUUUGUGAGUAAUCGUGAUUGACUUAUCGCUUUGUGGCAUUGACUGUAAACAAAAUGAUCUCUCCUCUGUUAUAAAUCUUUAUGUAUUCUGUACGUGUGCCUUUGUACAUCUUCUUAUAAGGAACUUAUUUAUUGUUUACAGAACAUGUGGUGCUCCUUUUGGAGCUGUUGGGCAAGUGUUGUCAAAUUAGAGAAUAUCCUGGCCUGGGUUCACCAGCCUGUACGAUUUGAUAGUAGCCACAGUUAUCGAUUUGAGAUGGGAUGCUGGGUUCACAUUGGGAUUAUAGUCAGCUUUGACAGCGACAAGUGGUCAUAAUAUCUCCAGUGCUUAUCUUGAAGUCUGUUGAACAGUGCUGUUGACAAACCGAGGUUUAAAGUAUCUAUUUUCAUUUGUCGGCCAAUGUCAGAGGCAGUCUUAUGUAUAAAAGAAGGAAAGUGUUUAAACUGGCUUAUGUGUGAUGUGAACGUUGGUAUAUUAGAUCUAGCUUUACUAUUUGGAUGCAGGUUCGGGUAUUUUAUCAUCUUUGAUGGCAAAUUAAUUUGCAUGUGCAUGUACUACAAUGUAGCAGGUUAAGCUAAAGUCCAUACAUACUGUGGCUGUUUGUGCGAGCUGCUUGCCUUCUAAGGUGAUCAGCCAUUUGUGAAAUAUGUUGUACGUGAGCAGUCGCAUAUCAUUACACUUUAGUGCUGGUCCUUUUAUUUUUGUGUACUGAUUACUUUUAUACAACAUUUGUAGUUAUGUGCUAUGAAGAAAUAAAUGUGUCUAAGAAGUA